This is a messenger RNA of Aspergillus tubingensis, 288 nucleotides long. RefSeq lists its product as uncharacterized. The record is from RefSeq and is a predicted model, not a curated record. Bases 1 to 288 code for a protein of 95 amino acids. Lineage: Eukaryota; Fungi; Ascomycota; Eurotiomycetes; Eurotiales; Aspergillaceae. The transcript has 3 exons.
AUGGGCCGUAGUGAGUCCGAGUUGGGAGCAAAUGUCAGCAAGGGAGGCCAGGUAUCAGCGAGAGCUUCGAAAAAGCCCGAUACCAGCUUUGAGGAUAAGAUUCAUAAUCAAAAGAGAUGCAGUAAAAAGGCCUGCGAUACUCCAGAAGCCAGCCAGGCAGCUGGAGAUGGAUCGGAGGCAGAAAAGGUGGCAGCAGCAGAAAAGAUGAAUCCAGGUGAAUCUGCAGAGAACCCCAUGACGUCGGCCCACGUGAAAGCCGGCCAGGCGAUCGCCGAUCUCGAUUGGUAG